AUGGAGAUCAUCAACAUCACCGCCUUACCAGUGACACCAGUGGAUGAACACCUGAUCAUCUCUUCUGCCCGGAACGCAACGCAGAGUGCUGUGAGGAAGGAUUCAGAGGACAAUCCACCCUCGUGCGUCAUUGGCUCCAUGCACCAGGUGAACAAAAAGAUUGCCAAAGUAGACCUGAGUCUCAACCCACCCGCCAACAGCCUGGCAAUUGAGAGAUUUGAGUUGGAGAAGAAGGCUUUAAGAGAGAAAAGUCACGGCAGCCCAGGAGACAGAGUCCAGAGACAAAGAAAAUCACAGUAUUCCUGCAAAGGCACGGAAUUCAGGAUUGCCAGAUCUUACGUUACAAAACGGAAAACAGCAGAUAAAAAUCUUCUGGCAGAGCUGUACCAGUAUCCCAAAUUCGACAGCUCUAAGCCAACCAAGCUUCCAAAUGGAGUGGACUUCUGCGACAUGGUGGGCAACGUGGUCCGGGCUGAGAGAAAUACCCUCAGUGGCAAGGCUUUCUGUUCAGAGAGAGAAUUAGAGAAGUUUCUCUCUUCUCCUUCUCCAAGAGCCAUGUGGCUGGAUAGCUUCUGGUGGAUAUUUCAUGAGAGGUACCAGUCUGGGUGUGGAAGUGCUGAGAAUGUUGCCCGGGCUCUGCUUGCCCCGCAGAGGCUGCCGUCACUUCUGAGCAAAGGCCUGUACACCAGCUUCUGCUGCUGCUUCCCACAGUCCUGGUUCAACACGCAUGAAUUCAAGUCUGACAUCUGCAACACCAUAAGCCUGUGGAUUGCAGGUACAUGUCCUCGGCUACAGAUCUAUGAGAGUUGGGACUACUCGGAACUGGAUCCAGAGAGAUUCCGGAGAGAAGAAUUAUUGCUACAGAAGGAAAAAAUGUUAAGGGGAAGAGAGUUUUUUUCCUUCUCUUAUAAGAAAUCCUCCAGCCAGAAGCCAGAGGAGAGCAAGAAGUCCAACCACUCUCAGUCUUGCGCUGCCUGCAAGAGCCCUGAGCUGACUUCAAACUUCUUGAACAUUUAUGGGAAGAGCCCUCUGAUCGUGUACUUUCUCCAUAACUACGCCAGUCUGCGGCAGCACGGCAAGGACGUGUUGAUAGUCAGGAGGGAAAGGACCAAAAGCGUCCCUGAGUCCACCCCAACGUACGCUGACAUCAUCAGCAUGACCCUGAGCAGCAUGAAGAAGCGAAAGGACAACUUCAAUCAGUUGUACCAGCUUCACUGCAAUGAGUGGAGUUACUUUAACAAGCACCUGCAGGAACUGCAAGACAACUUCCUCAGGGAGGUGAAGAAUAUUACUGAAAGAGCAGCAGAUAUAAAAAAGGAAAACCACAUGUUCAUCCCAUGUACCAGCUUCAAUGAGGAAUUCCCUGACAAGAAACCUAAGGAAGGAAAAGUCAGAAAGGGAAAGAGAAGAGAAACAGAAGUUGAACAUUUCUCCCCUCUCACUUCCAAGCUCCAACGAAUGCUGUAA
Molecule: messenger RNA, 1467 nt
Organism: Propithecus coquereli (Coquerel's sifaka)
Lineage: Eukaryota; Metazoa; Chordata; Mammalia; Primates; Indriidae
Gene: FAM227A
Product: family with sequence similarity 227, member A
Exons: 13
Coding region: 1-1467 (488 amino acids)
Source: RefSeq, a predicted model, not a curated record